CUUGCUUCCGACCUCCGGAUCGAAGUGGUGCAUUUGCUCAUUGAAGCGCAGUGCACCAUUCCAAAGCAAGCAUUUGCGGAUGAGGGCGCUAGGGUGGCUUGCAACUUAAGCCUGUCAACGUGUCAGAUUGGGGCGCAAUCUAGGCAGGGCGGAUGCCCGGGCGCUCGUAACGUAGGGGUGCCGCUAAUUAAGCGCAUGAAAGAAGAUCAAAGGCAUACCCCGCCUUUUAAAACCUGCUGAGAAGUCGUAGGGCAGAAAGCAGACACGAUGAAUCUCUUUCGGUUAGCGGGUGACAUGAGUCAUCUCUUCAGCAUUGUACUGAUCUUGCUGAAGAUCUACACCAGCAAAUCGUGUGCUGGUCUGUCCAUGAAAACGCAGGAGCUGUACACCUUAGUCUUUGUCACCCGCUACCUCGACCUCUUCUACAGCUAUGUGUCCCUGUACAACACUGUGAUGAAACUCAUCUUUCUGGCGAGCUCGUUUGGCAUCCUCUGGUACAUGCGGUACCACAAGCAAGUCAAGCAGACCUACGACAGGGAGCAGGACACCUUCCGGCACUACAUUCUCGUCGUCCCUUGUGCAGUACUUGCGCUGAUUGUGAACAACGAGCUGUCGGUCACUGAGGUUCUCUGGACUUUCUCCAUUUACCUGGAAGCUGUGGCGAUUCUCCCUCAGUUGGUGCUCCUGCAAAGGACGAAGAACGUGGACAACCUGACAGGCCAGUACAUCUUCUUCCUUGGUGCAUACCGGGCUCUGUACAUUCUGAACUGGAUCUAUCGGUACUGGACGGAGCCCAAGUAUCGGCAAUAUCUAGUAUGGGCAGCGGGACUGGUUCAAACGGGUCUGUAUGCGGACUUCUUCUAUUACUACUUGAAAAGUUGGCAAGCUGGUGAAAAGUUGCGGCUUCCGGAAUAGUUCGAGAGAUUUACUUGCUUCUACUUUCGAAGCCACUGUCCAGACAUUCUUACGAAUACUCAUCUGGCAUGCCAUCAAAACGUCCUUGACGAAUGAGUGCACCACUUGCAAAUGGGAAGACCCUCGUGGAUAACAAGCUUUGUUCGGUGUAUCAUGGUCAAACACAAAGACAAGCUCGAUUGGUGAGAAGAGCACAUGAAUACAACAGAACGGAGCUUUUGUAAGUUACAUGUUUGGCAUCGCAUCCAAACUAACAGGGUGAGUCGCAUGACCACUUUAAUGUGAUCGCAUCUCCACAUCAAAUGAGAUUGUCAGUCA
This is a messenger RNA of Klebsormidium nitens, 1233 nucleotides long. Lineage: Eukaryota; Viridiplantae; Streptophyta; Klebsormidiophyceae; Klebsormidiales; Klebsormidiaceae. The record is from the annotation of a GenBank genome assembly.